AUGGACAAUUCGGACCCCCAAAAAUCAGCAUCAAAUCUAUCAACACUCAACGGGCAGGAGACAGAAUCUCACAUCAAACAUGAAUUUGAAAAGCAAUCUACAAACGAGGCAACAGAAACCCGUGGGGGGAAUACAGGAUCUUUCAACCAACCUGAUCUCGAAAAACAGCCCACGAACCGUGCUGCAGAGCAAUGUGGGGAGAACAUGGCUCCGAAAUACCCAGAAACUGAUUUGAGUCGAGGCAUAGUCGGAUGGGACAGCCAGAGUGACCCCCAGAAUCCCCAGAACUUUGCGCCAGGCAAAAAAUGGGCGUUGCUAGCCUUAAUUAGCGCUUUCACAUUGAUCUCUCCACUUGCCUCCAGCAUGUUCUCCCCAGCGGUUACGUACAUGGCUUCGGAUUUUGGUGAGACGGACGAAACGAUUCUUUCACUCAGCGUCAGCAUCUUCUUAGUCGGAUAUGUGGUCGGGCCUCUUCUACUGGCUCCUUUGAGCGAAAUCUACGGCCGUCGUGUAGUGCUCAGCGCUGCCAACUGGUUCUUCGUGGUUUGGCAGAUUGGGUGCGCUCUUGCAAAGAAUAUCGAAACACUUAUUGUUUGUCGCCUACUCGCAGGAAUGGGAGGAUCCGCUUGCAUUACUCUUGGCGCCGGCGUUGUUGCAGAUCUCUUUCCAACCGAACUGCGUGGUCGAGCUACUUCGAUCUGGAGUAUGGGUCCUUUAAUCGGCCCCGUGGUUGGGCCAAUUGCUGGUGGCUUUCUCGGCGAGGAAGUCAGCUGGCGAUGGAUUUUCUGGCUUCUGCUGAUUGCAGGCGGAGCUUUUCAGGUUGGCAUUGAGCUGCUUAAUAAGGAGACAUACGCCCCGGUCUUGAUCAAAUGGAAGACAGCCAAGAUGAACAAAGAGCUUGGCCGCACAGACUUGAUUAGCGCCUACACGGCUGGUAGCGAGUCCCUUUCAAAUGCUCAAGUCUUGAAACGUAGCCUUAUCCGACCUGCAUUAUUACUAUGCAAAUCUCCGAUCGUUGCUCUUCUGUCGCUCUAUAUGUCUCUCGUUUACGGCUUGUUAUACCUCUUUUUCACCACCAUUUCCGAUGUCUUCACGAGUACCUACAACUUUACGGUUGGUCUCUCUGGUCUCGCGUAUUUAGGCAUCGGCGUCGGCUUCUUCGUUGGUCUCGUGAUCAUCGCCUUGACGAAUGAUCGUAUCGUUCAUAAGCUCACAGCUCAGAACGGAGGCAAAUUCCAGCCAGAAAUGCGUUUGCCAACAAUGAUCAUGUUUUCUUGCAUUCUGCCAAUUAGCUUUUUCUGGUACGGGUGGACGGCCGAUAAGCAUGUUCACUGGAUUGUGCCUAUUAUUGGCAUGUUUCCCUUCGGUGUGGGAAUGAUGGGUGUUUUUAUGCCUAUCCAGACCUAUAUUAUCGACUGUUACCCGGCCUAUGCGGCGUCAGCUAAUGCAACCCUGACAUCGACCCGUUCGCUAGUGGGUGCCUUCCUUCCUCUUGCUGGUCCAGCUAUGUUCCAAUCUCUGGGUCUGGGCUGGGGAAAUUCGUUGCUAGGGUUCGUAGCACUUGCCUUUGUUCCCAUCCCGAUCAUUUUCACCAAAUAUGGCCAGCAGAUUCGCGAAAAAUGGCCGGUGGAUCUCGAUGGUACGAAAAAAAUGGAAGGCUGA
Messenger RNA from Penicillium macrosclerotiorum, 1662 nucleotides. Its product is annotated as MFS transporter. The transcript is spliced from 3 exons. The record is from RefSeq and is a predicted model, not a curated record. Gene Ontology annotation, biological process: transmembrane transport. The coding region runs from base 1 to 1662 and encodes 553 amino acids. Gene Ontology annotation, molecular function: transmembrane transporter activity. Gene Ontology annotation, cellular component: membrane. NCBI's taxonomy places the organism in Eukaryota, Fungi, Ascomycota, Eurotiomycetes, Eurotiales, Aspergillaceae.